Messenger RNA from Camellia sinensis, 411 nucleotides. The record is from RefSeq and is a predicted model, not a curated record. Lineage: Eukaryota; Viridiplantae; Streptophyta; Magnoliopsida; Ericales; Theaceae.
AUGAAACCACCACAGUUUCAUGGGGGAUUGGAUCCACUGAAGGCUGAAGCGUGGGUCCUUGGCAUAGAACAGUUAUUUGAAGUGUUUCCUUUUUUAGAAACACAGAAAGUAUUGUUAGCCACUUUUAUACUUGAAGAUGAGGCGAGAAGGAAAGUGUCGGAGUUCAUGGAACUUAAGCAAAACAACAUGUCAGUAGCUGAGUACGAGGCUAAGUUUACUGAAUUGGCCAGAUUUGCACCACAUAUGUUCGACACCGACUAUAAGAAAGCGAGACACUUUGAAGAAGGUCUUCGAGAUGAUAUCUUAGAGAAGGCGAAUGUAUUAAAGCUGGAAACCUAUAUUAAUGUAUUAGACCAGGCCAUAAUAUUAGAAGCUAACAUAUCCAGGCAGAGCAAAUCAUUAGCUGAUUAG